UAAGAAGUGAGAGGAUAGUAUCCUUAUAGGUGUGGCCAUCAGCAAUAAAAGCUGUUGCCAUCCCAGCUCUCAAAGUUUUGGCACCUUUCUGUUUGAUCAGCUGUCGUCAACUAGGGAACGUUGUAGGUACGAGGAAUCUGAAUUAUCUCACUCAAACCUCAGCAGUUUCAUCAACUCAGUUAUUCGGAGAAGACAGGAAUAAAGAAACUCAACAAUUCAAUCAUGAGCAAGGAAGAGACAAACCCUAUUGGCAAGGGGAGGAGGGCGAGACGAGAUCCCUUGCCAGCAAGCCCUGCCCCUUCCAAGCGGCAAAAGAUGGAAACCCACGGUGAUGAACCAGGACCCAGCCGAGCACCAGCCACGCAGCCAGGAGGUUUGCAACCACCCCCACCUGGCAAGAUUUUUAAUGAUCCCAUCCAUGGCCACAUUGAGCUGCACCCACUUCUGGUCAAAAUCAUCGACACACCACAAUUCCAGAGACUACGAAAUAUCAAGCAGCUUGGUGGAGCCUAUUUUGUUUACCCUGGAGCAUCCCACAACCGCUUCGAACACUCAAUUGGGGUGGCACACUUGGCAGGAGAGCUGGUCAAAGCCCUAAAGUCAAGGCAGCCAGAGCUCGACAUCACUGACAGAGACGUCCUCUGUGUGCAGAUUGCAGGUCUUUGCCAUGAUCUGGGACAUGGACCCUUUUCUCAUCUGUAUGACCAGAUGUUUAUCCCAGAGGCCGCUAGGAGACAGGAUCCAACUAAAAAAACUAAAUGGAAGCAUGAGAAAGCCUCUAUUGACAUGUUUAAGUACAUGGUGGAAAAAAAUCCUCUGAAGUCUGAGAUGGAAAAAUAUGGACUGGAACUGGAAGAAGACUUGGUCUUUAUUGAAGAGCUCAUCGAUGGAGACAUGACACUUAAAACCUCUGAUCUGAAUGCUGAUCGAAAAGUGAAGAAGCCCUUCCUCUACGAAAUUGUGGCAAACAAGCUGAAUGGGAUCGAUGUGGACAAGUUUGACUACUUUGCCAGGGACUGUCACCACCUUGGGAUCCAGAAAAACUUUGACCAUCUGCGUUUCAUCAUGUUUGCCAGAGUGUGUCAUUGUAAGAAGGAUGGCAAGAAACACAUCUGUUCCAGAGACAAGGAAGUGGGAAAUCUGUAUGACCUGUUCCACAUGAGGCAUUGUCUCCACAGACGAGCUUACCAACACAAAGUGAACAAGAAUAUCGAAAUAAUGAUCUGCGAUGCCCUCUUAAAAGCAGAUAAAUCCAUCAAAAUCCAAGGCUCAGAUGGGAAGAUGUUCUCUCUCUCUGAAGCCAAAGAUGACAUGGAGGCUUACACCCAGCUGACAGAUGAAGUCUUGGCCAAAAUACAACAUCAUUGUUCUUGUCCCACCUCGUCCUCUAUGGAGAUGAAAGAGGCAGGACAAAUUAUACAGAGGAUCAUCUCUCGAGACCUGUAUACAUUUGUGGGUGAGGCUAAGAAAAUAGAAAAACCAGAAGAGCAGAUGAAGCGGGAAAUACCAGAGGAGACAAUUGAGAGUCUCAAAGAUGAACUGGCUAAGAUCCCUAAAGGUCCGACGGUGUAUGAUUACUGGAAAGUACUGGAGACAAUUAAGAGUAUCAAAGAUGAACUGGCUAAGUUGAUCCCUCAACAUCAGGAGGUGCAGGACUGUUUGAAAGUACGGGAGACAAUUAAGAGUCUCAAAGAUGAACUGGCUGGGUUGAUCCCUAAAGGUCAGAAGGUGGAUGACUACUUCAAAAUAGUGGAGAAAAUUAAGAGUGUCACACUGGUUGAUUUGAUCCCUGAAGAUCCGAGGAUGCUUGACUUGAAAGUACUGGAAACAAUUAAGAGUUUCAAAUAUGAACUGGAUAAGUUGAUCCGUGAAGAUCAUAAGAUGCGUGAUGACUUGAAAGUACUGGAGACAAUUAACAGUCUCCAGUAUGAACUGGCGUUGAUCUUUGAAUAUCAUGAGAUGCGUGAUGACUUGAAAGUACUGGAGACAAUUAAGAAUUUCAAAGAGGAACGGGCUGAGUUGAUCGUUGACUAUCAGAAGAAGCGUGAUGACUUGAAAGUACUGGAGAAAAUUGAGAGUCUCAAAAAGAAACUGGAGUCGAUCCUUGAGAAUCAAAAGAUGCGUGGUGAUUCGAAAGUACUGGGGAAAAUUAAUAGCCUCAAAGAUGAACUGGAUAAAUUGAUCCUUGAGAAUCAGAAGAUGCAGGAUUACUUGAAAGUACUGCCCAAAAUUAAAAGUAUCAAACAGGAACUGGCUAAGUUGAUCCCUGAAGGUCAGAAGCUGCGUGGUUACUUGAAAAAACUGAUGGAAAAAAAACUAGAAGAGCAGACAGAGGCGGAAAUACCAGAGGAGAAAAUUAAGAGUCUCAAAGAUCAACUGGAGUGGGUCUUUAAAGAUCAGAAGGCACAUGAUUACUUUGAAGUAAUUCCCGUCACUUUGGACUAUGGGAUGAAUGUCGAGGAUCCAAUCAAACAUACCUACUUCUACAAAAAGACUGAACCGACUGGAAAGAAAAUCCCCAAGGACCAGGUGUCCAGUCUUCUGCCAGAGCACUUUUUUGAGCAGAUCAUCAGGGUUUACUGGAAGAACAAGGACGAGGAUAAAUAUCAGGAAGCAAAAAGGCGCUUUAAAUCCUGGUGCAAAGAAAAAGGCUUUCAGAUGAAAGGUGAAUUACCGCAGGAGACAUCAGAGACCAGUGAAGGUGAUUGAUGAACAGAAGAAAGGGAAUGAUAAAAGACACAAAACCUGCAAAUAUACCUAGAUUUGAAAUUGUUAUGACACUAUUAACUAUCAGUACUGAUAACUUCAGUUUUCUUGUUUUAUUUGGGUAUCAUUCAAGGUUAAGUUUCCAUAUGAGUGUGGCAUGUUGUGAAAUACUGAGUCAUUUAAGGAAAGUAUUUUAGCUACAUUUUGGUGUUUUAUGGCUUUUGGUUUUAAUGUUACAUAUUUAAUGUAUUCUCCUGAGAUAUUUAGGGUUUGUUUUUUUAACUGAUUUAUUUAGGUGAUUUGAUUUUGAAUGUUUUUGCAUUUAUAAAUGUUUUUUGGGAAAGAUUGAAAAUUAAUCAAUAUGAAAUAUGAACUUAAUUAAAAAUGGGCAAUGAUAUGUUAGUAUAGUUACGCCUCAUAUAAAUGUCCAUGCAGUCACUAAAUUAUGGUAUUUGUCUUAAUAGUUGUUGAUAAGAUAAAUUAUCGGGGGGUCUGCUAAAGGACACUUUACAAAUGUCAAUCAGAUUUUGACUCAAUAACAAAG
Molecule: messenger RNA, 3250 nt
Organism: Cololabis saira (Pacific saury)
Lineage: Eukaryota; Metazoa; Chordata; Actinopteri; Beloniformes; Belonidae
Product: deoxynucleoside triphosphate triphosphohydrolase SAMHD1-like
Exons: 28
Coding region: 223-2709 (828 amino acids)
Biological process (GO): regulation of innate immune response; dGTP catabolic process; defense response to virus
Cellular component (GO): nucleus
Molecular function (GO): dGTPase activity
Source: RefSeq, a predicted model, not a curated record